Messenger RNA from Paramuricea clavata, 3361 nucleotides. NCBI's taxonomy places the organism in Eukaryota, Metazoa, Cnidaria, Anthozoa, Malacalcyonacea, Plexauridae. The record is from the annotation of a GenBank genome assembly.
AUGUCAUUCUCGCUGUUGGACUCUGAUGAUGUCAUGUCAUCCAAAGGUAAUUUUGAUUAAAAACUUUUGUAGUGGGUGCCCGAAUGGAAUUACCUUGGUUAAUGACAGACUUGCUAAUAACUGGGCCGUAGGCUCGUAGCAAGCUUUUAAAAGUUAGGGGGCUGUUUCCAGGCAUAGAUUUUCUGGAGUGUGUGUGCCCCCCCCUAUAAAAUAUUGGCGGAAGGCAGACCGCCCACUCACCCAACUCCCCUCCCCCCACCCCCGCGCUUCCAACCACCCUGGCUAAUAUUUUUGCUAAUUAUUUGUCGUCUGUUGUUUUUAUUUUAGGUAGCCACACAGUCGGAGUUGUUAAAGGCCAAGAAAGUUAUGAAUUAUUAAAGGUUCAUUUUCAGAACUAUUUUCGGCAAUUGACAAAAUAGUCAAGGAAGGGAAAAUAACAGUAGAUGAAUGUGAAAUUCCUGUUGAAAUAUUCCUUGGUGGUGAUUACAAAGUAUUAGUCAUAAUCAAUGUUAUGGUCUUGUUAGAUUAAACUUACAGAACUAAUCUCUAAAUUACCCAGAUGCACCAAAUGUGCUUUUUCAUUAUUUUUAAAAUAAUGAUAAAUCAUUACACUUUUUAGUUUCUGUUGUUACUGUUGGGUAUGAAGGGUGCAACAUCAGACCAUGCCUGUAUCUGGUGCACCAUUCACAAGAAAUACAGGUGGGACUUUAGGAUGUCUAUUUAUUACUAAUUGAUAUAAAAUUUUCCCUCUGUAUGAAAAUAUAAAAGAGUUGAUGGUGUAGCAUUUUCCAACUGACAGAAGUCAAUACUUUUUGUGCUAUUAGAUUUGACAUGUCUAAGCUGGAGAAGUUCUACUCAGAGAAACCCAUGGCCAGAACCCUUGAAGAGAUAAAGAAAUGUGCAUUAAUAAGUCAAACUCAUUCUUGUGUCCAUCAACCUUUAUUGAACAUUCCAUUGGAAAAUAUAGUUCUGGAUGAAUUGCAUCUCAUGCUCAGGAUUACAGGUGUAGUUUCUGCUCAUUUUCCCACAGGAGCAGCUUGGUUAGUAUAUAUAAGGGGAAACUAAUAUAGUGUUAACCUCAGGAUUCUGCUACAAGGGCCUAGAUAAGGUACCUUGCAAAAUUUCUCUUCCCUAUUUUCACUAAGGGGCUGUCUAUAUGAGCCCGGUAAAGCUGGCUGGCCCGCUUGGUCGGGCUAGCCCGCUUUGCUUUCACAUGAGGCAGGCUAGCCCGGCAAUCAUAUCUAUUCAUAGUAACGAUUUCCUGCAAUAUUUUAGUGGGAAAAUAUAAUUCGUGUUUAUUUGGCAGAAUUUUAUUUCUGUUGACGGCAACAGCUUCAGGAGGUUUAAUUUCGAUAAAUCCCUAUAGUUUGGACAUUUUAGACUGUUUAUCAGUGGAAUAAAGCACGCAAAUUUCCAGCCCGGCUUGCUGGGCUAGCCCGGUUGUGCAUUCAUAUGAGCGCGGCAAGCCGGGAUCUCACCUCGCUCAAGCGAGAUCCUGGCAAACCGGGCUGGCCCGCUUCUCAUAUGAACCCAAUCCUAAAUUAAUAUACAAACAAUAUGUGAAGCGGGAUCUCGGCACUUGAAAACCAGCCCGGCUAGCCGGGCCAGCCCGGCAGAGCAAUGGCUCAUAUGAACAGCCCCUAAAUCCCAUUAAUGCUAUGCACCUGUAUAGUUUUGUAAGAGCUUGGUAACCACUAGGAUACCAUAUUGAUACCAUUUUGAUUGUUUUGGUACCCCAGUGCAUUGCAUUAUGGAAUUUAAUGAAAAUAGUGAAUAAUUAUUUACAUUUUCUUUGCAUGUUCACAGAUAUCCUUACCAGGAACCUUGUAACAGCAGCAAUAAACUGGGAUAAAGAAGAUAACUUUAAUAAACGGCCUUGCGAAAGAACAAAUAUGCACCUUGAAGCACUUAUCACUGCAGUUAACAACUGCGGAGUGUGUUUUAAGGUUUGGGAGAAACAAAAUGCUGAUGGGGGAGGAAGUGGCACAUAUGAUUUCACCAGCCUGAUGGGUGUAGAUAAAAAGCUCCUGUUAAAAUACCUUCCAGAAAAAUUAGAAGGUGUUAUUAAGGCAGACUUGAGCGAGAAUGUGAUCAAUCUCUGGAAGGUAAGUUUAUUAACUGUGGUUGUUUUUUUCAGACAGUUGCAAUAUGUAAUUAGCUCAUUGAGCUGCACUGCAUUCAAAUGUAGUCCCAUGUAAUUCACACGAAUUACAAUUCAUAAGCACAGAAUCGAGCCAGGAAGGCUUAAAAUUAAAAUUAAAAUUGUAUAUUUUUAUUUUACAAUUACUGCAGAAUUUCUGUGAUCUAUAGUCAAUGCUGGGCAAAAUAGAACCAUCUGAUGAUUUUGUAACUAAUUACUUUGGAAAGGUAUGUUUCUUUCAAAUUUGAAUGUCUUUUCCAGCGCAUAUUUUUCUAACCUUGGAAAUGUUGGCAUAUAUAUGAGUUGCGUUUUAGGGAUAGCUUCCAUUUAUAGAAACAGGAAGUAGGGUCAGUACUAUAUACUGUAUAUAUAUAUAUACAAUUCACCUAGAAAUAACUAUACCUGUCACAAGGGUAGUUACUAUUUUUAGAACUAUAUAUAUAUAUAUAUAUAUAUAUAUAUAUAUAGUUCUAAAAAAAGUAACUACCCUUGUGACAGGUAUAGUUAUUUCUAGGUGAAUUGGAUAUUGGCUUUUCAAACUUAAAAGGUGGUUCCGUUGAUAUACGUUUUCUAUUUACAUGUACAUUUCAGGCAAAGAAAUGGAUACAACUUUUUAAUUCUCUGAGCAGUGUUUAUGAUGGGUACGCCAAAGGAAAUGUCACUCCAUAUAUGCAUUCCAUGGUGUACCAUGUCCCCACAAUGAUGCGAAAGCACAGUGGUAUCAAGAAAUUCACAGGACAAGGUUAGUUAUGACAAACAUUACUUUAAUUACUGUAUAAUAUGUACUGAUAAAGUGAUCAAUACAUGUAUUUUACCAGACUGAGUGUACAUUAUUCAUUAUUCAUAGGCAUUGAAAAGAACAACGAUGACUGCCGAAGAAUUCAUCUAGCUAAAUCUAAUAAGUGGGAUGCUGCUAAUGAUGUCCUUCUUGUUUCCAAGAGAGUAGAAUCCCUAUCAAGCCUUCAUCGUACACCAAGGAUGUACCAAAAGCUAAACGCCCAGUACUGGGACAACGACCUAAAGGAAAAGCGAGCAAAGCUUAAGCGUAAGAUGGAGGAUGAGAAGAAACAAAUGGAUGAAAAUAUUCAUUCAAAUGAUGAGCAGAAUGUGGAGAGUAUGUCACCUGCAGAGCUUCGGGCAGGCUUAGCACAGUAUGGCAUUAAAACUCGCGUAAAAAAUGUAAAACGGCUGCAAGAAAUGUUUCGGUCCUGUUUGCACUAA